Drosophila willistoni is the source of this 1030-nucleotide messenger RNA. It is a transcript of the gene Prosalpha6T, whose product is annotated as proteasome subunit alpha type-1. The record is from RefSeq and is a predicted model, not a curated record. Bases 55 to 945 code for a protein of 296 amino acids. Gene Ontology annotation, cellular component: proteasome core complex; proteasome core complex, alpha-subunit complex; nucleus. The transcript has a single exon. Lineage: Eukaryota; Metazoa; Arthropoda; Insecta; Diptera; Drosophilidae. Gene Ontology annotation, biological process: ubiquitin-dependent protein catabolic process.
UGUCACUUUUUGUUCGAGUGUUGUAAGAGAAUAAUCUAAAUCGAAUUUGUUGCCAUGUUCCGCAAUAAAUAUGAUAAUGAUGUGACAAUAUGGAGUCCCCAGGGGCGUCUUUAUCAGGUCGAAUACGCCAUGGAGGCAGUGAAACAGGGAAUGGUUACUGUGGGAAUAAAGUCCCAAGAUUAUGCAGUCCUGGUAGCUCUCUGUCGCGCAGAGGGUCAUACGAAUGAUAUACAGCGAAAGAUAAUGCCCAUCGAUUCACAUUUGGGUAUGUCGAUUGCUGGUCUAACUGCCGAUGCCAAACAAGUGUGUCAAUAUCUUCGCACCGAAUGUAUGUCCUAUCGCCAUACAUAUGAGGCGGCGUAUCCGGUAAGCAGAUUGGUAACCAAUCUGGGUAACAAAAUGCAGCCCACAACCCAACGUUAUGAUCGUCGGCCGUAUGGAGUGGGAAUGCUGAUAGCCGGCUAUGAUUUAAAGCCACAUAUCUACCAAGUGAUGCCAUCGGCCAAUGUCAUGAAUUGCAAAGCAAUGGCCAUUGGCGCACGAUCUCAGAGUUCACGUACCUAUUUGGAACGUCAUUUGGAUAGCUUUUUGUACAGUUCGAAGGACGAGAUUAUCUGCCAUGGCAUUCAGGCUCUGCGCAGUUCGUUGGGCAACGAUUGUGGGGAGAAUAUAAAAAUUACCAUAGCUUUAGUGGGAAAGGAGCAGACAUUCAUGACUCUAUCUGACGAGGAGUGUAUCAAAUAUUUAAAUAUGGCUCAAACUCUGGCUAAACCAGAUGUGUCAGCUAAUGAAUCGGAUGAUAAUUUGGAUGACGCUGAUAAUGUUAAUGAUGAUUAUAAUGAUGAUGAUAAUGUUCAUCUUGAAGACAGUGACGAUGAGGAAUACCUACGUCGCAGGGAACAGUUCUCAGAAGGCACUGAUUCGGAUCCCGGGAGAGUUCUUUAGAUGGAGAAGGUGAAGAAAAUAAGCCAAAUUUGUUGUACCCAAAUAUUGUUGUAUGCAUUAAAAAUAUAUUAUUCUCGUACUGGAA